AUGGUAUAUCAAUAUACAAUUAAAGGACCAACAGGUAUCAAAUCGGUCCAAAUUACAGGAACAUUUGACAAUUGGUCUAAAUCAUUACCAGAAAUAACAAAAGAACCAUUUGAACAAACUAUAACAUUAGAUACUAAAGAAGAUUUAAUUUUUAAAUUUAUAAUUGAUGGUACUUGGAAAACUUUAGAUUUAUAUGAAACUACAACUGAUCAUGAAGGUAAUGUAAAUAAUGUCAUAAAAGCUGAAGAUUUAAUUUUGGUUGAAGAACCAAUUAAUGGUGAUGAUGAAUUUGUUGAUAAUCAAACUUUUACAACUACCGAUAAUGAAGAUGUUUUAUCUGCUCCAGUUGUUAUAAAUGAUGAUGAAGUAAUAAGCAGCUCAAAAGAUGAUGGUAAAAAGCAACAACAGAAAACAACCCCAACAACUUCUUCUACAAAAGAAAAUGCUAAUAACACUUCUGCCGUUUCAUCAUUUGCUGCUGUAUCUUCACCACCUUCUUCUUCCGAUUAUGAACAUAUUGAUUCAAAAAUUAGUAACGAUACAACAACAAAUAAGAUUGAUUCAAAACCCAAAGAUACAAACGAUGACCCAAUUGUAAAAGAUACCACUUCAAACAAUGAGCCAAAAGCUGGACCAAAACCCGAUAAACCUACAUUACAAGCUCAAGCUUCUGAUUCUACUUUAGGCAUCAACAACAAUACUCCUGGAGGUUCUCAAGCUCAAACUAGUUCAUCAUCUACAACUACUAUUAAAUCAGGUAAGAAUUCACAACAAACCCACAAAAUCCCUGGAUCUUUCGAUCAAUCAAAAACUACAAAAGAGAGACCAGGUAAUGAAAGGUCAGACAGUGGUUUAAUUUCAAAAUUAAAGAAAUUAUUUAAAUAA
Messenger RNA from Lodderomyces pseudojiufengensis, 885 nucleotides. RefSeq lists its product as uncharacterized. Lineage: Eukaryota; Fungi; Ascomycota; Pichiomycetes; Serinales; Debaryomycetaceae. Bases 1 to 885 code for a protein of 294 amino acids. The transcript has a single exon. The record is from RefSeq and is a predicted model, not a curated record. Gene Ontology annotation, cellular component: nucleus; nucleotide-activated protein kinase complex; cytoplasm. Gene Ontology annotation, biological process: signal transduction. Gene Ontology annotation, molecular function: protein kinase binding.